UACAAACGCGUGAACUGAGGACGAAGAUGGAGCGCGUUUGGGGGCAAGUUUUCUUGACUUUAAUAGUCUUUUCUGACACAAUCUGCCCAUCUUUGUCCUUCAAUGUCGGCACUGCAGGAGCAAAGAUUUUCAGCGGUCCGGCAGCAGAGGAGUUUGGCUACACGGUGCAACAAGCGGCAAACGGUCCGGACAAAUGGCUCCUGGUUGGUGCUCCAUGGAGCGGUUUCACUGCAAACAGGAAGGGGGAUGUUUACAAGUGUCCAGUCUCAGGAUCUAGAAACAGCUGUGACAAGCUCAACCUUCAAAAUUCCGUUAGUAUUCCAGAUGUUAAAAACGUCAACAUUAACAUGUCCCUGGGUUUGACUCUUACCUGGAUGCCAGCUGUCGGUGACUUUAUGAUGUGCGGUCCACUUUGGGGGCAGCAGUGUGGAGAUCAAAACUUUUACCCAGGAUUAUGUGCAAAACUGAACCCCCUUUUUCAACUUCAGCCUGCCUUUUCUCCUGCUGUUCAGACAUGCGGAGGGCCGAUGGACAUUGUGAUUGUGUUGGAUGGCUCAAACAGCAUUUAUCCCUGGAAACCAAUGACGGACUUUCUACUGAAGUUAAUACCCUCCUUAGACAUCGGGCCCCAAAAUACCCAGAUGAGUGUCAUUCAGUAUGGUGUUUCUCCCAAAGUUGAAUUCAAACUGAAUCAAUUUACAACCAAAGAAGCGAUGAUUGCUGCAGCGUCCAGAAUCAAUCAGAUGUAUGGCUCUUUAACAAAUACGUUUCAUGCAAUUGAAUAUGCCAGUCAAACUGGCUUCCAAGCGAUCAAUGGUGGUCGACCUGGUGCCGCCAAAGUAAUGGUGGUUGUCACUGAUGGCGAGUCCCACGAUCAGGAUUUUAGAGACACGGUGAUCUCCCAGUGUGAGAAACAAGGCAUCACCCGAUUUGGCAUUGCGGUCUUGGGCUAUUAUAUCAGAAACAACAUAGACACAGACAACCUUAUAGCAGAAAUCAAAUCCAUUGCUAGUUUUCCAACGGAGAAGUUCUUCUUCAAUGUGUCGGAGGAGGCAGCUCUUUCAACUAUAGCAGGAACUUUGGGGAACCGCAUCUUCAACAUAGAAGGUACUGGGAAAGAAGGAGAAAGCUUCCAGAUGGAGAUGUCUCAGGUUGGAUUCAGCGCUCAUUAUUCCAAACAGCAGGACGUGUUAAUGCUCGGAGCAGUGGGAGCGUACGCCUGGAGCGGGACCGUCGUCCACCAGACGGGUUCUAAAGUGACCAUUUUCCCAUUCACUGCCUUUGAGGAAUCCCUGCAAGACAGAAAUCACAGCUCAUUACUGGGUUACUCUCUAACUACUCUGAGUGAUGGGUCCACCGAGUACUUUGUGGCCGGUGCACCUCGUUCCAACCACUCUGGACAAGUUAUUGUCUACACUGUCAAAGCUGGCAAACAAGCUGCUGUUAUAGAUUCGGAGAGAGGGAAACAGAUUGGCUCGUACUUUGGGAGCGUUCUGUGCUCUCUGGACGUGGACAUCGAUGGGGUGUCAGACCUUCUUCUGGUUGGGGCGCCCAUGUACAUGAGUGACCUGAAGCGAGAAGAAGGCAGAGUCUAUGUAUUCUCUGUCACCAAGGGUAUACUGAACGAGCAGGGAUUCCUCACCGGUCCAACCCCGGCUGAAAAUGCUCGUUUUGGAAUGGCCAUCUCUGCCGUUCCUGACCUUGACCUCGACGGUUACAGCGACGUCGUGGUUGGAGCACCACUGGAGGAAAACAGAAAAGGUGUCAUUUACAUUUACAACGGGAACAAGAAGACAAUAAACAAAGAUUUCUCGCAGAGAAUCCUCGGCUCCAAACUUGAUCCUCAGCUUCAGUAUUUUGGUAGAUCUCUUGAUAGCUUCAAAGAUCUGAAUGAUGACACCAUCCCUGACAUCUCCAUCGGCGCUUAUGGCAAGGUGGUGCAGCUCUGGUCCAGAGGAGUGGCAGUCGUCACAGCUACAGCUUCCUUCAGCCCUGAUAAAAUCAACAUCUUCAACAAACUCUGCGACGUUAACGGACGCAAACAUUCGUGCUUCAACACCAACGUUUGUUUUACAGCUUCGUUCAGACCCAAGACACCCGUCGGGCCCGUCGAUGCUUCCUACACGCUGACUCUUGACGCCGACCUGCAGGAUUCACGAGUGACAUCGAGAGGACUGUUCAUAAAAAACAACGAGCGUUACCUGAAAGGGAAGGCAAAAAUCUCUUCAGUGCCCCUGUGCUUUGAAAACCAGGUGUACGUUCAGGAAACUCCGGACUUUGUGAAUUCCCUCAGUCUGAAAGUGGACGUUGAGCAGGAGAGCGCAGAUGUAAACCCAGUCCUCGACGCAUUUUCUCCAAAUGCCUAUGAAUUUUUUAUCCCCUUCACAAAAGACUGUGGCUCAGACGAGGUGUGCGUCAGUGAUCUGGUUCUGAGUGUGAAGACGAACACAAAGGUGUCCAGUUCAUCUUUUCUCGUCAGCGCUAAUAACCGAGGGCUAUCGUUCGAAGUUGCUGUGAGGAACAAAAAAGAAAACGCUUACAACACGCAAGUCUCAGCCAUGUUCUCCAGCAACCUCUACUACUCAUCCGUCUCUCCUGCAGACGCAGUCAAAUGCACAGCGACACAAAAAGAUACGGUCACUUGUCAAGUUGGUUACCCAGUAAUAAAAGAAGAUCAAGAGGUGAAAUUUCAGAUCUUAUUUGAUUACAGUUUUGAUCAGUUGCAAAGCCACGCUGUGGUCGACUUUGAGGCCAAAAGUGAUGGCAGAGAAGAAAACCCUGCAGACAACGAUAAACACGUAUCCAUUCCUUUGCAGUAUGACACAGGGAUCGUGUUGUCUAAGGAGUCAAACAUCAAUUUUUAUGUGGCAAAUAUGUCCAGUCAUGUGGUAACAACAGUGAAAACUCUGGAUGACAUCGGUCCAGAGUUUAACUUUACAGUCAAGGUUUCAACAGGUAACUUCCCUGUCAGCCUCCUGUAUCUGACCAUAGCUCUGCCAAUGAACACUACAGGUGGAAACCGGCUUCUCUACCUGACCAGUGUGGAAACACAAGCUGCAGGAUCUGUCAGCUGUGACUCCAGUCGUCUAGUCGAUCUUCUGCAGAUUGGCGACCGGAGCCAUGAAGUUUCCUUCAGAGAGGAGAGCCUCAGAGGCUUGGAGAAACUGGAUUGUAAAAGUGCAAAAUGUGAAUACAUAAAGUGCAUCCUUAAAGACACUGAAGUUAAGAGCAACUACUUGGUGAAAGUUAAAACGAGGAUCUGGAGUGGGACACUUGUUACGGCCUCCUAUCAGUCCAUCGAGCUGACCUCCAGUCUGGAUGUGGAGACCUCCAACCCAGACCUGCUCAUUAUUGGCCUCAAGCAGCAAAAUGUGGUGCUGACGGUCAGUAAACCUGGAGAAAAAGCUGACGUUCCUGUGGGGGUGAUAGCUGGCAGUGUCAUCGUCGGGCUGCUGCUGUUGGCGGCGGCUGUCGCAUUGAUGUGGAAGUUUGGGUUUUUCAAGAGAAAGUACCAGCAGCUUCAGAAGGAGGCUGAUGAGGAUGGACCGAGCCAUCCACCCAAAGAUGAAGUGCUGUGAAGAAAGAGAGACCCAGCAGCCCUCCAUCCAUCUCUGAUGUAUAUUUCCAGUAUGAAUAUUGGUGUAAAUCAAGCACAAACAGGCUGCUUCUCAGUCACUGGAAAUCAGGCACUUUAACAAAACA
Nematolebias whitei (Rio pearlfish) is the source of this 3702-nucleotide messenger RNA. It is a transcript of the gene itga2.2, whose product is annotated as integrin, alpha 2 (CD49B, alpha 2 subunit of VLA-2 receptor), tandem duplicate 2. The record is from RefSeq and is a predicted model, not a curated record. Gene Ontology annotation, molecular function: integrin binding. The transcript has 30 exons. The coding region runs from base 27 to 3578 and encodes 1183 amino acids. Lineage: Eukaryota; Metazoa; Chordata; Actinopteri; Cyprinodontiformes; Rivulidae. Gene Ontology annotation, cellular component: integrin complex; external side of plasma membrane. Gene Ontology annotation, biological process: cell-cell adhesion; cell adhesion mediated by integrin; integrin-mediated signaling pathway.